AUGUAUCCAAUGGAUUACGUUAUCUGCCAUCCAGAUGGACAACAGCAGCAACUUUCGAGCCAUAGACAACAUUUCAACAGUUUGCCCUGGUUGCUGCUGGGUGUGCUUUUGUUGGCGGCAUUAAUGCUUCAAUUGGUUGCCGCCGAGGAGGAAACCGAAAAUGCCAGCACCGAGAGCAAUGAGAUUAUACCAAGAGAAGCCAUACAAAAGUUGGAUUUUUCGGUGCGUCAAGCUCUCUUGCGGGCCAUCGAUAAGCUGGAGCAAGAGGAGGCGGCAGAGUCAGCCAAGACAAAGAGCACGGAAAGCCCACACAUAGCAUCUACCACCCAGGCAACCAUUUCGCCGCGAGAGAAGGAAGAAAUCCUCGAGGAGAGCACAAACGAAGCUGAGACAGAGCCCGUGGUGCCCACUGUGCAAUUCUAUACGGCAACCUUCGAUGAACGUAAUGCCCAGGAGCAAUUGCUGUCCUCGUUCAUUGAUCGCUCCAAGGUGUGGAAGAAGACAACUUUGCGCAAGCAAAGUUCUCCCAUAUUGCCACUGGAGGAGGAAACGGGGCCAGAGAAUAAGCAACUAACACGUAGUGUCGAUAGUGCCUCGGGUAAGAGUGGUUCUGGUUCUGGCUCGUUGAGCAGCAAUGAGAUCUCUCAUGAUGGCAGUCAAGAGAUUAAAUUCGAGAUACGUAGCAGUAAUGCAAAAACCACUACAACGACAACAACAACAUCUACGACAACAACAACAACACCCAGACCACGUACCACACGUCGUCGCCCAACAACUACAACAACAACGACAACCACCACUCCACGUCCCACCCACAAUGAAGAUGGUGAGAACAUUGAACUGGUGGACAAACAGGACAUACGCAUACAAGAAGCUCCAUUGGUCACUGCCUUCACCGUAGAUUUGGAUGAACGUGGCACAGCCCAGAAAUUCCGUCCACUCAACUUGCCCAAUGGAGGUCAAUCUCGGCCUUUGGCCUAUCAUCAUAUUGGACCCACCAUUACCAAAUUGAGUGUAUUGGAAUCGGAACCGCCGGCAACUCCGCUGCCCACUCAAAAUCCAGCCACAUCGAGCACAACUCAAAUCACCACGAGCACAUCUAAUAGUUUCUCGACGACUCCCGCUCUUUUGGCCAGCAGCAGCAGCACCACCAGCAAUUAUAUCAAGGAACCACUGACCAACUUGGAUGCACCGCCCAGUGUCAACAACUAUUUGAUUGAACGGCAUCGUGCCCUGGAGCAGCAGAUCUAUCAAUUAAAACUCCAGGCCCAGCAGCAACAGGCUUUGAUCUUGCGGCAGUUGAAAUUGCUCGAGGAGCAGACACAGAGUCGUUUUCAGGCCGCCGCCGCCCCCAUUGCGCAACAGCAGCAACAAUUGCCGUCGCCUCAGGCACAGCAGCAACAGCAACAGCAGCAACAGCAACAGCAGCAGCAGCAACAUGGUUCGUUGGAGGCCAUACAGACUGCACUGCAACCGCCCUCGCCGGGUUACUCCAUAAGACCUUCGGUGGAAUUUAUACCUAGCACACAUACCAAAACCAUUAUCUAUCCCACAUAUCCGAUUGAACAGCAGCAAUUGCCGUUGCGCGAUGCCGUUGCGGGUCAUAAAUUUGCCCUACAGGGCAGCAGCAGCAACAACAACAACAAUAACUAUCAGAAAUUGCCAACACCAACGAAUGCAGUGCAACAAAUUUUCCAAAAUUUGCAACAAAAUUUACAAAAAGCCAAUGAAAAUGCCAACAACAAUAACAACAACAACAAUAAUGUGCAUAUACAACCCUCAAAUCAGUUUAACUUUGCACCUGGUGAGGCGUCACUAUUACAAGCUCUGCCCCAGCAUAACUAUCAGCAAUUUCAACCGCAGCAGCAGCAGCAGCAGCAACAAUUGCUAUUGCCCAGCUAUGUAACAAAUGCACUCUAUCAACAACAGCAACAACAACAACAGAGGGCACGCCACUUUCGUCAGGAAACGGGCACUGGCAACUUUGGUCUUAAUUCAAAUGUGGAAAUCCAACCUAGCAAUUCAUUUGCCACAACAAUUGUUAGCCAGCAACCAGCAAGCAGCAGUUCAAAUCUAGAGAAUCAAAAUUUCUAUCGCCAACAUUUGACGCCACAGUUGAGUAGCCGUUUGCAACAGAAUGCCCAGCAAUAUUUGCAACAGCAACAGCAACAAUUGCAGCUGCAGCAACCGAAUGGGGCAAAUGACAUCACACCCACUCUCAACCAUGGCAUCCCACAAUUCUCUCCACAAAAACUGCACUUCAAUGGGUCCUUUUGA
This is a messenger RNA of Drosophila willistoni, 2277 nucleotides long. RefSeq names its product putative mediator of RNA polymerase II transcription subunit 12. The record is from RefSeq and is a predicted model, not a curated record. NCBI's taxonomy places the organism in Eukaryota, Metazoa, Arthropoda, Insecta, Diptera, Drosophilidae. The transcript has 4 exons. The coding region runs from base 1 to 2277 and encodes 758 amino acids.